Dictyostelium purpureum is the source of this 465-nucleotide messenger RNA. RefSeq lists its product as uncharacterized. Bases 1 to 465 code for a protein of 154 amino acids. The transcript has 2 exons. Lineage: Eukaryota; Evosea; Eumycetozoa; Dictyosteliales; Dictyosteliaceae. The record is from RefSeq and is a predicted model, not a curated record.
AUGACCAAUUAUAAUAAUUCAAUUAAUAUUUUACAAUUUAAAAUAAUUAAAUUACUCUAUCAUCAUUGUUUACCCCUUCAUCAUCAUCAUUAUCAGCAGCAGCAACAUCAGCAUUCAUCAUCAUCAUUGUUUGUCCCUCAUCAUUAUAAUCAGCACCAGCAUCAGCAUCAUCAUUACCAUCAUCAACAUCAGUAUUCAUUUUGGUCCUCAUCAUUACCAUCAUCACCAUCACCGUCAUCAGCAUCAGUAUCAGCAUUCAUCUUCAUCAAUAUUCAUCUUGCCCCCAUCAUCACCAUCAGCAUCAGUAUCAGCAUUCAUCUUCAUCACCAUCAUCAGUAUUCAUCUUGGUCCUCAUCAUCACCACCAUCAUCAUCAGCAUUCAUCUUGGUCCUCAUCAGCAUCAGCAUUCAUCAUUCACCAUCAGCAUCAGCAUCAUUGUUUGCCCCUCAUCAUCAUCAUGAUUAA